GAUGAGUAACCAACCAGCAAAAGACGGUGUUAUACCUCCACCCAUUUCAGAUAGCAAGGCUGCCGCUGCAGAGACAAAACCAAAGAAGAAGAUAUGUUGUGCGUGCCCUGACACCAAGAAGCUGAGAGAUGAGUGCAUCGUCGAGCAUGGUGAAUCUGCUUGCGCUAAAUGGAUCGAAGCUCAUAAAAUGUGUCUCCGAGCUGAAGGUUUCAACGUCUGAAAAAGGCUCUCUUUUUGUUUUUCUUUCUUGGAAUAUAUAAUUUGAUGAAUCAAAAGUAAUGAGAGCAGUUCAUUGCCCCCAAAAACACAAGAGAUUGAUUCAUCUUGAGAUUUUUAUUUGGAUACAGAGUCCCCAUUUUGUUGUGGUUGAAAAUAAAAGUCCAAAGAAACAAAACAAGCAUCGAUCUUUUCAAAUAUGUUGCAACUCUU
Brassica napus (rape) is the source of this 429-nucleotide messenger RNA. RefSeq names its product cytochrome c oxidase copper chaperone 1. NCBI's taxonomy places the organism in Eukaryota, Viridiplantae, Streptophyta, Magnoliopsida, Brassicales, Brassicaceae. The coding region runs from base 2 to 220 and encodes 72 amino acids. The record is from RefSeq and is a predicted model, not a curated record. The transcript has a single exon. Gene Ontology annotation, cellular component: mitochondrial intermembrane space. Gene Ontology annotation, molecular function: copper ion binding; copper chaperone activity.